Molecule: messenger RNA, 1977 nt
Organism: Dioscorea cayenensis subsp. rotundata (Guinea yam)
Lineage: Eukaryota; Viridiplantae; Streptophyta; Magnoliopsida; Dioscoreales; Dioscoreaceae
Product: probable indole-3-acetic acid-amido synthetase GH3.1
Cellular component (GO): cytoplasm
Molecular function (GO): acid-amino acid ligase activity
Source: RefSeq, a predicted model, not a curated record
ACACUCACCAUUUCCUCCCCACAAGCACAAGCACAAGCACAAAGCCUUGUUAAUUUGUUCUCUAUAUACUCUUUCUUUUUCUUUCUCAAAGGCCAUUUUGAAUUUUGUCCACCAUGCCAGAAGCUCCAAAGCAUGAUACCACACCGGAAGAGCACCGGAAAGCUCUUAAAUUCAUUGAGGACGUGACUAUGAACGCCGAAGAGGUCCAGAGACGUGUUCUCUCUGAGAUCCUCAAGCAAAACUCUUGUGCUGAUUACUUACAUCGCUGCCUGAAAGGCUCUGAUCCCAUAGCCUUCAAGCGCCGCAUGCCCAUCGUCACCUACGAGGAUCUCCAGCCUGACAUCCUCCGCAUCGCCAACGGCGACCGUUCUCCCAUCCUUUGCAGCCGUCCCAUCUCCGAGUUCCUCACCAGCUCGGGCACGUCCGGCGGGGAGAGGAAGCUGAUGCCGACAAUCGCUGACGAGCUUGACAGAAGGUCACUGUUGUACAGUCUUCUGAUGCCGGUGAUGAACAAAUUUGUACCGGGGUUGGACAAAGGGAAAGGAAUGUACUUGUUGUUUGUGAAGUCAGAGGCAAGGACACCAGGUGGCCUGCUGGCACGCCCAGUCCUCACUAGCUAUUACAAAAGCCGGCAUUUCAUAGAACGCCCAUUCGACCCAUUCAAUGUUUACACGAGCCCAAACGAGUCCAUCUUGUGUCCAGACUCAUACCAGUCCAUGUACACCCAGUUGCUCUGUGGUCUAAUGCAAAACACGGAGGUGCUCCGAGUUGGUGCUGUGUUCGCUUCCGGGUUCAUUCGUGCCAUUCGGUUUCUUGAAAAACAUUGGCCUCGCUUAGCACGGGACAUCCGCACCGGCACACUUGACCCGGAGAUCACCGACCGGUCUGUGCGUGAUGCGGUGAUGAAAGUGCUCAAGCCCAAUGCAAGCCUUGCUGACUACAUUGAGACUGAGUGUGGCCGUGAUUCAUGGCACCGUAUCAUUCCCCGGCUCUGGCCCAACACUCGCUACAUCGACGUGAUCGUCACCGGAGCUAUGUCACAGUACAUACCGACGUUGGACUUUUACAGUGGUGGGCUCCCUUUGGCUUGUACCAUGUACGCCUCCUCCGAGUGCUAUUUUGGGCUCAAUCUCAACCCCAUGAACAAACCCAAUGACGUUUCCUACACCCUCAUCCCCACCAUGGCUUAUUUUGAGUUCCUUCCACUCAACCGCACCGGCUCCGCCGACCUUGACCACCGUGACCUUGUCGACCUCGUCAACGUCAAGCUCGGCCACGAGUACGAGCUCGUCGUCACCACCUACUCCGGGUUGUAUCGGUAUCGAGUUGGUGACGUGUUGAGAGUAGCCGGAUUCAAGAACAAGGCACCACAGUUCACCUUCGUACGCCGGAAAAACGUAGCGUUGAGCAUAGAUUCUGAUAAGACGGAUGAGGUUGAACUCCACGCGGCCGUGAGGAACGCCGUGAACCAUUUAGAGCCAUUUGGAGCAACUCUAUUUGAAUACACAAGUUAUGGUGAUACAAGCAGCAUACCUGGACACUAUGUGUUGUAUUGGGAGCUCAGACUGGGUGGUAGCACUGCAAUCCCACCGUCAGUGUUUGAAGACUGUUGUCUCACAGUAGAGGAAUCUUUGAACAGUGUUUACCGUCAAGGUCGAGCUGCGGACGGGUCGAUUGGGGCGUUGGAGUUGAAGAUCGUGGAAGAAGGAACGUUUGAUAAGUUGAUGGAUUAUGCACUGAGUCAAGGUGCGUCCAUUAACCAGUACAAGGCGCCACGGUGCGUGAAAGCGAUGCCGGUGGUGGAGCUCCUUAACGCUAAGGUGAAGUCCAACUACUUCAGUCCCAAGUGCCCCAAAUGGACCCCUGGACACAAACAAUGGAACAAGGAAAACUAGAGAGAACCACUAUCAUCAUCAUCAUCUUCAUUAUGAACACCUUUAUUAAUUAGAGAUCGAAAUGGACUUGUAUUUUGGGUUA